CCAUUUUAUUAUAUCUCCCACGUUCCUCCCCCUCUUUCUUUUCCUUUUUAAGCUCUCUCUCUCAAAUUCUAGGGUUUUUAAAUUUUCUCCGAUAUCUCAAAGUUUUGAUUUCUCCAAAUCUUCUGGGGUUAAUUCUUUUCGAUGGAGUCGAUAAGAUCACCCUAUUGGUGCUACAGGUGCAACCGCUUCAUCCGGUUCCGGGUCCGAUCCCCCCAAGAUUCGAUCCAUUGCCACGACUGCGGCAGCGGAUUCAUCGAAGAAUUCGAAACGCCCUCUCGUUCUCCCAUUCACCACCGUUUCCCCGCCGCCGCUAUGUACUCCGAGACGACUAACCCAGUCCUCAGCCCCAGCCCCACCGCCACUCCUCAUUUCCGACGAGCUCGACGGAAUGCUGGAGAUCGGUCCCCUUUCAAUCCCGUCGUCCUUCUCCGUGGACCUACCUCCGAAUCCGAAGGUUUAGUUCCCGAAAGAGGGAAUACCAAUUUUGAGCUUUAUUACGAUGAUGAAUCAGGUUCCGGUCUUCGCCCCUUACCUGCUAGCAUGUAUGAGUUCUUAAUGGGUUCGGGUUUUGACCGGCUUCUUGAUCAGUUAUCUCAAUUAGAAGUAAACGAAGUUGGCCGUUUCGAGCAACCACCGGCUUCCAAAGCGGCUAUCGAAUCAAUGUCGGUGAUUAAGAUCACUGGCGGACAUGUAAGCACGGAAUCUCACUGUGCAGUUUGUAAAGAGCCGUUCGAACUAGAUUGCGAAGCUCGGGAAAUGCCUUGCAAGCAUAUUUACCAUUCGGAUUGCAUUUUACCCUGGCUUUCAAUUCGAAACUCAUGUCCAGUUUGCCGCCACGAGUUGCCAAGGGAAAAUAACGGAAACAACUUAGGGGAAAGCGAAACAGUUAGAGAUGAAGAAGCCGUGGGAUUAACAAUAUGGAGGUUACCGGGAGGUGGGUUCGCAGUGGGGAGGCUUCCCGGUGGGAGGAGAGCUGCGGAGAGGGAAUUUCCAGUUGUUUUCACUGAGAUGGAUGGUGGGUUUAAUAAUACAGCAGGUGCUCCUAGAAGGGUUUCAUGGGCGCCAAGUGGGAGAAGGUCACAAGAAAGUGGAGGAUUGGGGCAAGUUUUUCGGAGUUUUGCUUCGUUUUUGGGUUGGUUUAGGAGCUCCCCAUCUCGUUCAGGUUCAGAUUCGGGGUUUACUAGGAGAAGUAGAACAAGUUCAGUGUUUGGUAGAUCAUAUAGUAGAGAUAGCAAUAUGAAUUUCGAGGAUUGAAUGUUUGUGGAAUGGAUUCUUUCGACAUUUUAAAGUUAACCUGUUUUCCUUUUAUCUGAUACUAUAAUGUUGCAAUUUUAAUCAAGGGAGGGAAUGUUUGUAGAUUGUAUUAUUUUACUCAAUGUAAAUAACAACACGUUCGGGGAAGGAACGAAGAACUACUCGAGCUUAGAUUCUGUUGAAAGAGGCUUUUAUGAAUUGGUAUGUUCAUCCAAGAGGAAGAAGUAGAAGAAGCUUUUUUUGGUUUGUAUGACCUUUUAGUGGUUGCUGAGGUACCAUCCUCCUCCCAUAUAAAUUGAUGUUAGGCCUAAAUUUGUUAAAUUAGUAAACUGCCAUGAUAAUUCAUGCCCUGACUUCUUUCUUAUAUGUAAUUUUCUAUCAGGAAUCUUGUUGUUUAUUUGCAGUCCUUAAUACAAAUGAUCAUGUUGUUGAUAUUGUUUAUAUUCGGUUUUUCUUGACUGGAAGCCAAUCUGCAUGCAGCAACUGGUAUGCUUCGC
Messenger RNA from Hibiscus syriacus, 1751 nucleotides. RefSeq names its product probable E3 ubiquitin-protein ligase RHC2A. The record is from RefSeq and is a predicted model, not a curated record. Gene Ontology annotation, molecular function: ubiquitin protein ligase activity. NCBI's taxonomy places the organism in Eukaryota, Viridiplantae, Streptophyta, Magnoliopsida, Malvales, Malvaceae. The coding region runs from base 142 to 1254 and encodes 370 amino acids. The transcript has a single exon. Gene Ontology annotation, cellular component: cytoplasm. Gene Ontology annotation, biological process: protein ubiquitination.